CAACGGUGUUUCAUCUGGUACCAGCCAGAAUGAUCAGGUGUUCCUUUCAUGCAGUGUACAGUCAGUAGGGCGUGAGCAGGGGGCUCAAAAGCUGCUCCUCUUUCCCCAUUGUCCCUCAAUUCCCCUUUAUGCCGAGGAAAUAAUCUGAUUGCUCCGUGACUGUUUCCGUGUCUCUGUGCUGGACGUGUUACCUGCUUCCCUCUGCAGGGCCGUCCACUCUGGGCCUGAAUCAGUGCCUCUGACAAGGAAUAUGCCCCUGAUUUCCAAGGAGCAGGAUCAGGCUCUCUGUGUUUGCUGUCGCUGGCAUUAAGAGCAGUAUGAAGCCAUGGAUAGAUGUUAAGUAGCACAUACAAUAAAACUACCAGAGUGGCUGCUGGCAAAAUAUACAUGGGGGUCAGAUCUGGUGGGUCUCAGUGCACCUAAGGAGAGGUUGUCCAAAUCCCAAGCAGUUUUGUUGGGAUAAACCUGGAGUAACUGAACAAUUUUCGAGUGUAUUCGAUAUUAAUUGACAGAAGAAGCAAACCUGAAUAUCUUGCAGUGAAAAGGAUGAGUUCUGACGGCAGAUGCAUGCUGGAAAGUUUCAUCAUUUAACCUGAUUUUUUUUUUUUUUUAAUUUUGGUGGGGAAGUUUUACUGCUGAAUGUGCCAGUUGUCAACGAGAUUCGAAAAAUUUUUAGUCCCUCAGAAGCUGCAAUCCACAUUAACCUUCCAGCAGAGAGAACUAGUGGUUUGGGGGAGAAAAAAAAAAUUAAAAAGGAAAUUAAAAAGGCAGUUUUAUUUUUUUCCUUGCCGGCAUCUAGGGGGGUGAGUGAGGAAAAAAAAAAAUAAAAGAAAGAAAAAAAGAACAAACCCUUUUAUUUUAAAAUUAUCAACAGGUAUUUUCCACAGAGAUUGGCGAGGGAGGUGGAGGGGGGAGCCGGGGAAUGAACGGCCGGCCUGAGGUGAGGGGGAGGCGGGAAAGGCGGCGGCGCGCGGGCCGCCCUGAGGGACUGCCCGGCACUCACAGAGGCCGCCGCGGGCACAAACCCGGCUAAAACACGCAACUUGUGCCAAAACUUUCCGAAGUUAAUUAAAACAACCCCCUCCCCACACACAAACACACACACACCCCCCCUCCUCCUCCUUCUCCUCCUCCUCCUCACCGCCGGGCUCCGCGCCGCCCGCCCCGCUCCCUGCCGGCGGUCCCUGAGGGGAGCUCCAUUGUCUGUGAGGGGAUGGCCGCGCACCCCCGCCCGCCGCGCCCCCGCCCUCCGCGCCGCCGUGCGCGGGGCGCCGGGCGGCCGCGGCGGGUGGCUGCCGGCUCUCCCCCAAAGUUUUUGGAUCCGCGUCUCCUCAUGAUGUAUGGAUGAUAUAUUGCAUUGUGGGUGUCAAUAUAACUGACGGCCAUAUUUGCCGGUGCUGCUACUGCUGUAAACAACCCAAAGUGUCUGGGAGACACGGAGACGCUUCGCUGAAUUUCAGGACGCUUCUCCUCCUCCCGCUGGCCAUGUCUCUGGGAAUGUCUUACAAGCCCAACUUGAACGCCCACAUCCCCGGGACUCCCCUCAACCCGGCUGGGAGUGUUCACUCUCCCUCCACAAGUAUGGCAACAUCAGCACAAUACAGACAGCUCAUAAACGACUAUGGCCCCCCAUCUCUAGGCUAUACACAAGGGAUGCAGGGUACCAGCAGCAGUCAAGUACCACAGAGCAAAUAUGCAGAACUUCUAGCUAUCAUAGAAGAAUUAGGAAAAGAGAUUAGACCUACAUAUGCUGGGAGCAAAAGUGCGAUGGAGAGGCUAAAAAGAGGCAUUAUCCAUGCUAGAGGAUUAGUUCGGGAAUGCCUGGCUGAGACGGAACGAAAUGCAAGAUCCUAGUCCAAGGGUUCAGCUGCAAGGUUUUCCAUCUCUUCAUGA
Messenger RNA from Cinclus cinclus, 1893 nucleotides. RefSeq names its product cyclin dependent kinase 2 associated protein 1 (gene CDK2AP1). Bases 1345 to 1854 code for a protein of 169 amino acids. The record is from RefSeq and is a predicted model, not a curated record. NCBI's taxonomy places the organism in Eukaryota, Metazoa, Chordata, Aves, Passeriformes, Cinclidae. The transcript has 4 exons. Gene Ontology annotation, cellular component: nucleus; cytoplasm.